UAUUCUUUUGGUCAAGAAAAAAAAACAUAACCAACACAAACCAAUCUCAUUAGUUUCUUCACAUUAUUGUAUAACAAACAUGUCUGACAUUGCUAUGUUAGUUGCUGAGGAGUAUGAGAGAAGGGUCAAGAGUUUGAAAACCACAGCUGCUACUUCUAAUGAUGGUGCUGUAAAAACAUGGGAGAUUGACAUUUCUUAUUUUUCACUAUUGCUUUCCAAGUUGAAGGAGGAGAAGAAACAUCUUGUUAAGUGUUUAUUGGAACCCAAAACACAAUUUGCUGUUGCUGCUUCCAACAGCUUCUUUUCUGCUUGAUCAAACAACAUGUUCUGCAGUGUGUUUGAUUGUGUAAUUUGUUUUUCUUGUCUUCUAAUUUUUUAUGAAGUCUUGUGUACAUAUAGUUAUGUUUGGAAUUUGGAACCCAAUUAAAGGUUGUGACAGCGGUUCUAUCACUUGUUUAUAUGUUUGAUUUAGAGAUAUAAAUGACUCCAAUCGAACACUUUUUAUUAAAUUUAAAGCUGAGUUAACUUGUAGAA
Molecule: messenger RNA, 534 nt
Organism: Vicia villosa (hairy vetch)
Lineage: Eukaryota; Viridiplantae; Streptophyta; Magnoliopsida; Fabales; Fabaceae
Exons: 1
Coding region: 80-313 (77 amino acids)
Source: RefSeq, a predicted model, not a curated record